UGUAGUGUCGAUUCUCGAUUGAGUAACAAAAUGGAGGAAUUAAAACUGAAAAAAUCUGCAUUUUUCGUGCAAGUUGCAUCAACAAUGAUAAUUGCCAAUCUCGUAUCUCUCACUGGCUUCAUAUAUGCUUGGCCAUCAUACACAUUUGCGGUAUUUAAAUCAAACGAAACAAUACUGGACGCACCCAUGACGACUGCGCAAUUAUCACUAUUGGGAAGUAUUACAAACGUUGGAGCGUUGGUCGCAACGCCAUUUUGUGGAUACACUGUUGACAAGUUCGGAAGGAAAUACUCCGCUAUGCUUUUUGGCUUACCAUAUGUGAUGACAUGGGCGCUUAUCUCUGUUAGCAAAUCCGUAUACUUGAUAAUAUUUGCCGUUGGAUUAGCAGGCUUUGGAGCCGCAGGGCAGGCAGUAUCCUCUGUAUUCAUAUCAGAAAUAUCCCACGAUUCCAUUAGAGGAGGUCUAACGUCAACGACUGUGUCUGGAUUUUUCGUUGGAUUAUUAUUUUCCUAUGCAUUGGGGGGAUAUUUAUCUUACUAUAAUGUUUUGUAUGUUCAUUUAACACUGUCAGUUUUUUAUAUAGUGAUGUUAGCGCUGUUGAAGGAGUCACCGGUGUUUUUAUUAAAAUGUGGUAAAGAAAAGGAAGCUGCAGAGUCGAUUGCUUUCUAUCAUCGGUUCGAACUAAAUUCGAAAGAAAUUGAAAUUGAGAUAAAAAAAAUUAAACUACAGUUGGAUCCAAAGAUAAAUUUAAUAUUAGAAGCUGGAAACGAUGAUGCGAAAGUAACCGCUGAACUUUUGAACGAUCCGCUAAGCUUCACUACGAAAGAUGAAAAACGAGAAUCAGCGUGGCAGUUUCUAAGACGAUCUGAAACAUCGAAAAACGCAUUGCUCGCAGUUCUUAUAGUGAUGGCUAUAACGAUUUCAAUGGGUUCCAUUGUUUUGCAAGUGUACGCGGAACCUCUAUUUAUGGAGGCUCUGCCCACGAUGGAUCCAAAUACUUGUUCUAUAUUACUGGCCGUGGACUACUUGGUCGCAAGUUUGGUUUGCGGUUGUAUGUUGGACAAAUACGGUAGAAAGUCACUCAUGACAGUCACAUCUGUGCUAUCCGGCAUCUUAACGUCUUUACUCGGCUCUCAGCUCCACGUACACUGGGCGCCGCACUGGUUCACAGCAUUUUGUAUAUAUGGUUAUUCCUUAGUCUAUAACCUUGGAGCAGCCGUCGUCCCGUUCGUACUGACCGCUGAGGUAUUUCUACCUGAGGUUCGCGGGCUCUGCAACAGUUUCUCAAUGGCAUGUAUGUGGAUCAUGAACUUCGGUACAAUCAUCGUCUUCUACCCCUUAGUAAAAAUCUUUGGUCUUGGACCUAUAUUCUACGGCUUCUCAGUGGUGUGCUUCCUAGGAGCAGCCUACAGUCACUUCUGCCUUCCCGAGACGAAAGGUCUAUCAGCUGAUGCAAUACAGCCGCUGUUUUUGAAGAAAAGUAGAAGGAGGUGUCAACCGCGAGUGUAGCUGUCAAUUAUAUAUUUUUAAGAGCCA
Messenger RNA from Vanessa atalanta (red admiral), 1536 nucleotides. RefSeq names its product facilitated trehalose transporter Tret1-like. Gene Ontology annotation, biological process: transmembrane transport. The record is from RefSeq and is a predicted model, not a curated record. NCBI's taxonomy places the organism in Eukaryota, Metazoa, Arthropoda, Insecta, Lepidoptera, Nymphalidae. Gene Ontology annotation, molecular function: transmembrane transporter activity. Gene Ontology annotation, cellular component: membrane. The coding region runs from base 31 to 1509 and encodes 492 amino acids. The transcript is spliced from 8 exons.